Molecule: messenger RNA, 3519 nt
Organism: Mercenaria mercenaria
Lineage: Eukaryota; Metazoa; Mollusca; Bivalvia; Venerida; Veneridae
Product: alpha-protein kinase 1-like
Exons: 2
Coding region: 396-1730 (444 amino acids)
Biological process (GO): protein phosphorylation
Molecular function (GO): protein serine/threonine kinase activity; ATP binding
Source: RefSeq, a predicted model, not a curated record
AUUUAUAAACAAUAACUUUGACACAGUAUGCUUGGUGUACGAUUGUUUUCAAAACAAAACUUAUAAAAAAUGUUUGGCAUGUGAUCCGCAACAGAACUGUAUAAACUUUGAUUAAGAUCGAAUUAAUUGUUUCAGUUUACAUAGCACUAUCUUGACUUCAUCAAACAGAUAAUAUUUUGACAAAGACAGCAUUUUAAGUAUUGUUUUACGUUAUGAAUUGUAAUUAUCAAAUAUAAUGUAUAACUCGGACUGGAAGAAGACGUUUAAGAAUUUGUAACAGUGCGAAAAUCGGAGAAACCUGCGAGAAGUUAUUGUAUUCAUAGGGAUACUCCACAGACAAAAGAAAAAUGAUAACGAUUAUACCAAAUGAGUAGACUUCGCAACGUAUUGCUAACAUGGGUCAACAAGUAAGUGUAGAAACGUUUACAUCAACAAAGGAUUCCGAUGGAAACAAAUACUGGACAAGCUUUGACCCAUACCCCUUCAAAGUUGGGAGCAAGAAACUCGUCUACAUGGGUAUUCUUAACGGCGAUGGACCUUUAAAGGGUCAGAAAUGUGUCGUCAAAACUGUGCGGAAUGGCGCCAUAACCCGAAGAGAUUGGAUGUUGGAAUCAAAUCGAUCAAAAGUAGCAAGAGAUAUGGCAAACUCUUAUAACAAGGUUGUUACUCGAGAUGAAAGAAAAAUCUCCUUUAACUGUCCGAUAAUGGCAGAAAUUGAUACAAUGUCUGACUGUUUGUGUAUCAAUGACAUUCUUGGAAAGCCGAAAAAGAAAUGGACAGAUUCGGAAUUUGUGUCCAUUGAAUUAUAUCUACGAGGUCAUUUCGACGAAUUUGAAUAUGGAUGGGUUUCGCCAGAGGAAUUGAUAGAUACUGAGGCAUUUUCGCAUUUUACUUGGUGUCAGAGCGAGGGCAGAAUAUUGGUAUCCAACCUACAAGGGGUGAAGACGUCAAAUGCCUAUCAUUUCACUGGACCAGUAAUUCAUUCCGAAGACAUGACAUACGGUACUUCUGAUUUAGGUCAGAAAGGAAUUAAAGGUUUCUUUAAAUUGCACCAAUGCAAUCGAAUUUGCAAAAACUGGCCUAGACUCGGGGAUGGAGCUGACUUGAGGGGCUGGGGAGAGUAUAUCGUUAUAGGAGAAAAAAACCCGACUGCACCACCACUUCCUUCCGCUUACUCCUUUUCUCCACCGCCAUACACGGAACGUGACGGUAUGCCUUAUCUAACAGAAAUUCCGGAGGAAACUGAAACAGAUGAAAAUCAGUUACAUGGAAUAUCACAUAACACGCAAAACGACAUUCAAAUGCAACGUAACAUGCAACGGAUCCCGGCACCGCAGUUUCAACAAACUGCUUAUCACCAACGCGGCUCGCAGUGGCAAAACAGUAAUGGUCAAGGAUUUUGUCUGGAUUGGCAUGAAGAAUUUAUCAAUCAGAGUAUGAAUUUUGACCCCAGUUGUUGCCAUGACAACCCUGUUCUCCAGGAUGAAAUGUUUGGUAGGCAGUUAAUGUGGAUUGUAAAGCAAAUGAGUUACGCAGUAUACGCAGCUCCUCCGCCUCCAUAUUUUACACGUGCACAGCCAAGACGCGAGAUUACGCAACAUGAUUUCACGGAUAGGUCAAGCGCACGUGAAAAGAAACGUAACCUGGAAUACGAUGAUGACUUUUUGUUACCUCCACCAUACGCGGAGGAAAGUGUUGAUCCAGAACUGGAAUAUGUGACAUAUCUGUAAAGGCAUACUCGAAAAGAACGUCUGUGGAUACUGAUAAUGUUGAGGCUUACUCACAAAUUGUCAACUGGACUUUAUAUAUACAUGUACAGUACGUUCUGUCUGCAUCGUGAAAGUUUAACGGAUAACCAGAUAUUAGCUGUUUGAUUUAUAAUUGCAAAAACCAUUUUAAUGCAGUGCUAAUAUUUGUACAUUUUCUCUAAUUACCAACUGGCUGGUUCUUGUUGGCACUUCAAUGAUCUUGCUUAUUUGUGUUUUAUCAGAGGUCCAAGCCAUUUAUCAUUUGUUUUUCAAAUGUAUAACAACGGUCAUUUAAUACAAUCCCAUUUUCGGAAUUUUACACCACGUACUAACUCGUUCCACGUACAUUAGCGGCAGCUUCUAACCAUGAAUCAGAGGUUGAGGAUGAGCAUUUUUGACAUAUCUUAUCUUUUGAAAAUUUAUAACAAAGAACAUUGCCCCGCCCCUCUUUCAUACUAAUCUUGGGUCGUGCUGAGUCUUAAAUUUAAAUUUUCACUUAAACAACUUCAGCACCACAAAUACAGUUAUUAUGUUUAUCACAUGUUUGACUUCGCGGGCGUCUGAAUUUCAGUUUUAGUUCAUGUACUAUUAUGUGCAACUAGCCUAGCGGUGUUGUUGAUAUCAUUGACUUUGUUAAGUAAAGGGAUCCGCUACUAAAUGAGAUACACUACAGUACGAAGUUUAAUGGCACAUAAGUUUUUGAUUCAGUUUGCACUAAGACCUUUACUGCGGCGUCAAAAAUCCUUCCCUAUCAUCGAAGACCUGCCAAAAUACCAGUACAUUUGCCAUUAAAUGUAUUAAAUGUCAGAUUUUGAAUACAUACAGAUACAUAUAAGCAUUAAGUAUAGUCGUAAAGACGUAAAUAAAAGACCAAGUCAAUCAUAAUGCACUAAGUUAAGUUGUAAAUGAAAAUUGAUAUGCGUUUCGAAUCGAGCUUCAUGGCGAUUAUAGCUUUUUAGAGUGCUUCAUUCGCAUCAGUUUCCAUUGCAUAACAUAAAAAUACUAGCUUAUAUUACAGUAACUGCAGUAAGUACAAAAAUGUCAAAUCAGUACUUUUCAGAUUUUAUUUGCAUUAUUUUUGGAAAUAUUUCAAUUGGAGUCAUUAUACUUACGCGCAUUGUUACUGCUUUGAUUGUUGAUAAAAGUUAUAUCCAGUGCAUAAAAGUAAGUCAUUGUUAUGUGACUGGUGGUCAAAGGCUUGUGGUGCACAUGUAAAACGAAUACAAAGGUCGCAUUCGGGCCAUUUAAAACUAAUUCGGAUCAACAGCACGGUUGGCAAAUAAAGAAAAAGAUCUUAUGUCAAAAUUCUGAACAUUUCUAUUCUUUCAGUAGUAUGGCACUUAAACUUUAGCCUGCUUGCGGUAAGUGAUUCUGCCUUUGCGACUAGUACAGACCAAGAUCAGCAUGCACAACCAUGAUCUGCACUGUUCGCUAUUCAGUCAGUAAUUUUUCAGUGAAUACCCUUUCGAAUAAGAAAUGGUAUUGCCCAAAUUGAAUGAUGGACCGGUCUAUUUGAGAAAUUUAGCAGGCUAGAGAAUAAAUUGGAAGAACCAACUUCCUAUCUAGUAAUGAUUUCUUUUUGUCGUUUUUGUUGCUGUUUUACUUUUUAUCUUGUUUUAAUAUAUGCAAAUUAUAUGUUACAAUUGUUCGUUUUUUCCAAAGUUAUUUUGUCAUAUUGAAAAGAUCAUCCUGUUAUGUAUUUGAUCUUAGAAUGGUUCAAAGAAUCAGUAAAGGUAAUAAAUGAAAUAUAUAUAUUUAAGUAAGAAAUGUU